This is a messenger RNA of Didymella exigua CBS 183.55, 1113 nucleotides long. RefSeq lists its product as uncharacterized. The transcript has 4 exons. The record is from RefSeq and is a predicted model, not a curated record. Lineage: Eukaryota; Fungi; Ascomycota; Dothideomycetes; Pleosporales; Didymellaceae. Bases 1 to 1113 code for a protein of 370 amino acids.
AUGAGGUCCGCACCGCCCGAGGUCAUUGCGUCAUGGCCAAAGCCAAACUACAUCGACCCUGUCACGCGAGGGCCUGCCCUGAUGGUCGUCGAACUCACGCUACUACCCAUCGCCAUGGUUAUCGUCUUCAUGAGACUGUACGUCCGGAUAGUGUGGCUGAAGAAGAGCUGGUGGGACGACUACCUCAUGGUUGCUGCUAUGGUCUUCUCCGUUGGAACCACAGUGCUGGUAAUUAUGGCUACACAAUUGUACGGCUGGGAUAAGCAUGUGUGGGACAUGAAACUCCCCGAGCUAUCGACUGGGCGAAAGGCGUCGAUGGCUGGACAGACGUUGUUCGUCCUUGCUUCUAGCACCGUCAAGAUGUCUAUUCUGGUGUCGUACUUUCGCAUCGCACCAGAGAAGUCGCUUUUCCGUAAGCUCGUCUGGGGUACCUUCGCCCUCGUAUUCGCCGCGUUCGUCGUCUUCCUCGUGGCACUGUGGGUACAAUGCAUCCCCAUCUCCAGUUACUGGAAGCUUACCGCGGAUCACCGAGACUGCAUCCCAGAAGGGCCACCCUUGAUGGUACAAAGCACCCUAAACGUAGUGACUGACUUCAUGAUCUACGCCUUGCCGAUUCCGACACUGUUCACGCUGUCACUUCCAUGGAACCAGCGUAUUGGUCUCGUGAUCCUCUUUUCAGUGGGAGGUGUCAUCGUAGUGGCCGGCAGUUUCCGGGCGUACUGGAUCCACUACACCCUAUUCGAGACUUACGACGCCACUUGGGAGGGCUACAACAUCUGGAUUUGGACUGCCAUUGAGACCAACGUCGGCGUGAUCUGUGGGUGUAUACCUGCCCUCAAGCCGUUACUAUUCCGUACCCGCGCACGAGUUCAGAACUCGAAGUAUGCCAACGGCUCCGACCACAGCAGGAGAAGGGAGAAAUUCACACCAAUCGUGGAUCAAGUUGAGAUGGAUGCGCGCAAACCAGCACUUCCAGUUGACAUCGAGUCGCGCCCUGGCACUGCAAUCCCUCUGCACUAUGGCAGUCCGCUCUCCGAGCGGCCCAUGAGUGGCUCGACCGACAGAAGUCGCUUUGAGAUGGAUAUUGAGCAACAAAAGAAAUACAUGUACUGA